CAGUCAGUCUUCUUCAUCAUCGAUUCAUCAUCUCCACUCAACCUGCACCAACCGCUCCCGCCCGCGCAAUCCUCUUCCGCUCUCUCUCUCCCUCUCGUUAGUAUGCACUUGUGUUUCUGGUAAUCCAACUGGAAUUUAAUUUGAUCGAGGCUUUGAAUCUCUGAGGGAAUGUCUCGAGAUGGAAGUGGAUCAGAUAAAUAUGCGAUGUUGGACGAGGCAAUGGAGCUUUUGUCUUCGCUGAUAACCAAGCGAAUUCGUGCUGAUAACAGCAACCAGGGGGAUCGCUUUGAUUUGUUAUUUGAUUAUCUUAAGAUGUUGGAAUUGGAGGAGCCAAUAAAACAACUGAAGAUUAUCCAUGUGGCUGGCACCAAAGGGAAGGGAUCAACUUGCACAUUCACAGAAUCUAUUCUGCGUAAUUGUGGAUUUCAUACUGGACUUUUCACAUCUCCUCACCUUAUUGAUGUUCGAGAAAGAUUCAAGUUAGAUGGUGUAGAUAUUUGUGAAGAGAAGUUUUUGGCAUACUUCCGGUGGUGUUGGGAUAGACUGAAGAAAGGCACUUGUGAUGAUGUACCAAUGCCAACAUAUUUCCAUUUCCUUGCAUUGCUUGCCUUCAAGAUCUUUGUAGCUGAGCAGGUAGAUGUUGUCAUCUUGGAAGUUGGUUUAGGUGGAAAGUACGAUGCUACAAAUGUGGUGGAAAAUCCAGUUGUAUGUGGUAUAGCAUCACUUGGGUAUGACCACAUGGAAAUUCUUGGAGAUACUUUGGGAAAAAUUGCUGGUGAGAAGGCUGGGAUUUUCAAGAGUGGAGUGCCUGCCUUUACUGUACCCCAACCUGAAGAAGCAAUGAGGGUUCUUGAAGACAAAGCCUCACAGUUGGGUGUGAGUCUUCAAGUUGUUCUUCCUUUGGAUCCUAGCCGUAUGAACGGCGUCCGACUGGGUUUGGAUGGCGAGCACCAACACUUAAAUGCUGGCCUUGCAGUUGCACUUUGCUCAACUUGGCUGCAGAGGACUGGUCAUGUUGGAAUCAGUUGCUUAAAUCCGACCACCUCUCUACCAGAGGAAUUCAUCAAAGGGCUAGCAAAUGCUUCUCUGCAAGGGCGUUCUCAAAUUGUGCCCGAUCAAUUCCUUGAGGAAGAAAACACCAGAAAUCUAGUUUUCUUCUUGGAUGGUGCCCACAGUCCUGAAAGUAUGGAUGUAUGUGCAAAAUGGUUUAGCCUUGCAAUCAAGGAAGACUACAGUUCUCCAAAUGGAUUGGAUAUUGAUAACUUGAAAGGAUCUCAAGAAUCCAGCCAUUAUAGGACUGUGAGAAAGAAUUCUACUCAGAUUUUGCUGUUCAAUUGUAUGUCUGUAAGGGACCCUAAGUUGCUUCUUCCCCGUCUAGUGAAUGCAUGUGCUAGCCACGGAGUAAGUUUCAACAGGGCAUUGUUCAUUCCAAACACAUCAGUCUAUCACAAAGUGGGUACAAGGAACUCAUGGGAGGCGGAUGCUCGAGCGGAUGUGUCAUGGCAGAGAACUCUUCAAAGAAUAUGGGAAAACGUCGUUCCUAGGAGGGAAGGGACAGAGGCGAAGAAUGCAGACUUAUCUCAUGAGGUGAUUGGGACUGAAGCUGAGAGGGAUGCUCACGGAAGCAGUGCAGUUUUUCCGUCGCUUCCAUUGGCAAUAAACUGGCUAAGGGACAGAGCCCGAAAACAUACAUCCACGCACUUUCAGGUUCUGGUGACGGGUUCACUGCACUUAGUAGGCGACGUAUUGCGGCUCAUUAAGAAGUAAAGAGAGGUACAACUAACUUCUGCAACAUUCAGUUGCCUCCAACAUAAGAACCAUUUUAGGACCUUUCGAUAGAGGCAUGUGAAAUGAACCCAGUCUACAUUACAUUUAACUCAAUUCAUGGGAAGUUCGAGUUCUUCUUUCCUAAGGCCAAAUUCUUAUUGUGCGGAAGCACCCUAAUACA
Molecule: messenger RNA, 1948 nt
Organism: Andrographis paniculata
Lineage: Eukaryota; Viridiplantae; Streptophyta; Magnoliopsida; Lamiales; Acanthaceae
Product: folylpolyglutamate synthase-like
Exons: 16
Coding region: 169-1767 (532 amino acids)
Biological process (GO): tetrahydrofolylpolyglutamate biosynthetic process
Cellular component (GO): cytosol; cytoplasm; mitochondrion
Molecular function (GO): ATP binding; tetrahydrofolylpolyglutamate synthase activity
Source: RefSeq, a predicted model, not a curated record